CAUUUUUUCCAUCCUAGUUAGAAACAUUUUGUGAGACUGAAAAAUCAUACCAAAAACAUGAGUUUCAUCAUAGCAAUUUUGCUCAUUUUCUCCUCACUUUCUUCUUCUUCUUGUGCUGUCCCUCUUUCCACAAGAUCAAGAUGGAUUGUAGAUGACUCUGGGAAAAGAGUAAAGCUUGCUUGUGUAAAUUGGGCAGGCCAUAUUCAAAUGUUGCCUGAAGGGCUUAACAAACAACCAUUGUCUAACAUUGCUAAGCAGAUUUCUUCUAUGGGUUUCAAUUGUGUUCGUCUAACCUAUGCCACAUAUAUGUUUACCCGCCACGGCCAUCUCAACGUGGGGGAAUACCUCGAACAUAACAAAUUGACUCUUGCCCUUGAAGGGGUGAAGAAACACAACCCUAACAUUUUGAACCUUAGUGUGUGGGAUGCCCAAAAGGCUGUCAUUGAUGCCCUUGGUUCCCAAGGUGUUAUGGUUAUUCUUGAUUGUCAUGUUAGCAAGCCCAAGUGGUGUUGCAAUGAUAAUGACGGGAAUGGUUUCUUUGGAGAUCAAUAUUUUGACCCUCAAGAUUGGUUGAAUGCUUUAUCUACAGUAGCCAAAAGAUACAUAAAUACACCAAUGGUGAUUGGAAUGAGUUUAAGAAACGAAUUUCGCGGUCGGCGCCAAGACCAAAAUGUUUGGUAUACAUAUGUAGAGCAGGGUGCAAAUUUAAUUCACAAGAAAAAUCCAAACGUUUUGAUCCUCAUUUCGGGCUUAGGUUACGACAUUGAUUUAAGUUUCCUCAAGAAAAAACCACUAAACCUAAACCUCCACAACAAAUUGGUGUACGAGAUACACAGAUACGCUUUCUCACAAGCGCAAUACGGGUUCUGGUCCAACACAUCUAUAAACUACAUGUGCCAAAAGGUUGCCCAAGAGAUUGAGGCCAAAUCAGGGUUUUUGAGGGGAGGUCGACAAAAUGGUGCCCCAUUGAUGCUUACUGAAUUUGGGAUUGAUCUGGAUCAAAACAGCCAACCUGACACCAGUUUUGUGACUUGUUUGCUGGCUUGGCUGGCUGAAAAUGAUCUUGAUUGGGCGAUUUGGUCUGGUCAUGGAAGCUAUUACCUUAGAGAUGGAAAGCAGGAUGCUGAUGAAUCUUAUGGGAUGUUUGACGGGACUUGGUCAAAGGUUAGGAAUCCAGGUUUCCAUACUAAGCUUCAAUUAGUCCAACAAAUCCUCCAAGCUCCAUUUUCUACACAACCAAUGGAUAGAGUAAUGUACCAUCCAUUGAGUGGUAGCUGUGGUAUGGCACAGGGGAAUGAAGUCCAAGCAGGUGAUUGCUUGAAAACCAGCGUAUGGAGCUUCAAUGGAGACGGGAGUCCAAUUAGAUUGAAGGGAAGUAACCAGUGUUUGAAGGCUGCCGGAGAAGGAUCGCCGGUGGUUCUUACCGAUUAUUGCUCCGGCGAAUCGAGCAGCUGGAAAUUGGCCCCGAAGUCCAUGUAUCAGCUAUCCAAUGGGAAUGGUUUAUGCUUGCAUUUUGAUUCCAGCAUUUCCAACAAGGUUUUAACAAAGAAAUGCAUUGUUACUGAUCCUGAUUAUGUUAAGCUUCCGGGCCAAGAGAGCCAAUGGUUUGUUCUUGUUCAGUCCAAUACAAAAUGAGGCUUCUUUCCUCUUCUCUUA
Oldenlandia corymbosa var. corymbosa is the source of this 1656-nucleotide messenger RNA. NCBI's taxonomy places the organism in Eukaryota, Viridiplantae, Streptophyta, Magnoliopsida, Gentianales, Rubiaceae. The record is from the annotation of a GenBank genome assembly.